Molecule: messenger RNA, 429 nt
Organism: Mesocestoides corti
Lineage: Eukaryota; Metazoa; Platyhelminthes; Cestoda; Cyclophyllidea; Mesocestoididae
Source: the annotation of a GenBank genome assembly
AUGAAGUUCAACAAGCUUGUUAGCUCGUCAAGUCGGAAGUCUCGCUUUAGACACUUUAAUGCCCCAUCACACAUACGCCGACGUCUUAUGAGUGCACCUCUUUCAAAGGAACUUCGAACAAAGUAUAAAGUUCGUAGCAUGCCAAUUAGACGUGGAGACGAAGUCCAAAUUGUGCGCGGUGAACGAAAGGAGAAUUCUUCUGCCAAGGUUAUUAAAGUGUACAGAAAGAAGUUCGUUAUCCACAUAGAACGUGUACAAUGCAAGAAAAGCAAUGGAGUGUAUGUCCCUAUAGGCAUCCAUCCCUCCAACGUUGUCAUAACUAAGCUAAAGCUCGACAAAGAUAGAAGAAACCUUUUGGAGAGAAAAGCUGCUGCUAAGCUUGCUGGUAUGGAUAAGAACAAGUACACAGAAGAGGUCUUGGAAUCAUAA